ACUACAGCUAUGCUGCCCGAUUCAACUUCAGCUCUUCUUCUACUAAUCGUCCUCCUCGUUCACCCCUCCCUUCCGACCUGUCGGAUCGGGACCCAAAGCGAGUGUGAUGCUGCUCCUUUUGUACCAGGCCACAACCUGGUGGGGGAAGGUUAUGAUAUAGUUACACUGCAAAGAAAAGGAGCUCAUGUGAUUGAUGUGAAGACUUAUCUGAGCCCCAGCAAAACCUGUAAACUCUGCACCAACCCUAUUCAAAGCCAUGCCUACCAAAAACGUCCAUAUUCUGUUGCUUCCUGGGGUGCCAGUCCAUGCAAUCCUGACAUCAUCAGCAGUUAUCACACCUCUGUUAGCUCUCUGAUUAAGACUUACACAUCCCAAGACACCAAUGAUUGGACGUUUGGCUUGGAAAUUGAAAAGGUUUUGUUUGACAACUUCGAUGUGGGAGGAACCGGCUCCAACGCCUACAAAUUCACUUCACAACAGAGCAAAGAGGACCGCUACACUUUCAGCACACACAGUGUCACCUGCAGCCAUUAUGAAUUUAUAUUAUCACCCACACCUCCCUUAAGCGUAGAGUUCAAAAAGCAGUUAGACAUCCUGCCAAGUCACUAUGACUCUUCUACUAAGAAUGAGUAUAGAAAUCUCAUAAACACCUAUGGCACACACUACUUCAGACUGGUUGAUCUUGGAGGGCGACUGAGACGACUGAUAUCUUCACGAAGCUGUUUGUCUUCCCUGGAUGGAUUAACCUCAAGUGAGAUCCACUCCUGUUUAUCUAUGGGUGUUGCUGUUGGCUUGGGGAAGUUGGAAAUCUCUAGUGUCCAGAAGUCUUGCAUUAGUGUCCUACAAAGCCAGGACUCUGCCACUAACUUCAGCUCUGGUCUUCACCAACACCACUCAGAGGUGUCAGGAGGAGAUGGUUGGUUGGGGGAGUUUUCAAUUUCCAAAAGUGAUUCCACAGCCUACAUGAACUGGCUAAAGAGCCUGAUAGAACAUCCAGAUGUUGUUUCGUUCUCCCUUCGACCUCUCUAUCAGCUCGUGCCAAGCAAACUUCAACAGGCAGGGAUGAAAGCUGCUAUUGAGGAGUAUUUGAAGGACAAUGCUGUGAAGAAAUCACUCCAAGAGCCAGACUGUGAGGGCUCUACUCUGUCGUCAAAAAUGGUAUAGAGUGGUGAGAUCUUUCCAGGUACAUGCAGACAACAGAUCAUAAAGGCUUGGGAGACAUAAGUAAUCUUGCAUUUUGAUUUACUGAUUGAUAAUAAAAUAUGUAUUCUUGUAUUUUGAUUUAUCAAUGAUUAUUAAAAUAAGGAUUUUUGUAUUUUGAUUUACUGAUGAUUAUACAAAGAGUUGAUGUAAUGAAAAGCAGAUCAAGAAAUGAAUAACAUGAUGAAUAAAUGGUGAAUAGAAUUAAAAACUCAGAUGAUUAUUAAAAGAAGUUAUGUUUGAAUAAUUAAAUCAGAAAGAUGAUUAUAUUAAUGAUUUAUGGUGAUCACACAGCAUACACAGAAUUGUAACUGAAGCAGUCAUAAAUUGUGUGAAGCAUAGUGACAUGUUGUUCUCAGACUGUGUUAUAAUUAGAGCAGGAGUCAGGGCCAGAGCUGAGCAGGAAAGCAGGGGAGCUCCAAAGAGGAACUGGAAUGUUUUCUUCGAAACUAGAUUAGAGAAGUGAAUCCAGAUGGUCAGCAGACAAACAACAAAAGGAGAAGUGAGCAAGACGUUGACUGCUGUGGGAAGGUUUGGUACUUUUCCACGAAGCCAUCAAAUGUUCGAGAAGUCACGUAAGCCAUCACGCCAUACAUAACUAUGGAAUGAGAGAGUAUAAAAACCCAUGAAAAGAGGAACAAAGUGUUCUUAGUUCCCGGUGCUGAAGUCAAGCUAACAAGAAGAUGCAGACAGAAGACCAGCAGAGGACCGCACCCUGGAACCACGGAGAAGCGAAGACUUUGCACUGCUAGGAGGGGGACAAGACCCAUCGACCCUCAACCCUGGUUCCUG
This is a messenger RNA of Xiphophorus hellerii (green swordtail), 1992 nucleotides long. Its product is annotated as perforin-1-like. NCBI's taxonomy places the organism in Eukaryota, Metazoa, Chordata, Actinopteri, Cyprinodontiformes, Poeciliidae. Gene Ontology annotation, cellular component: membrane. The record is from RefSeq and is a predicted model, not a curated record. Gene Ontology annotation, molecular function: wide pore channel activity. Bases 10 to 1164 code for a protein of 384 amino acids. Gene Ontology annotation, biological process: immunological synapse formation; defense response to virus; T cell mediated cytotoxicity. The transcript is spliced from 7 exons.